This is a messenger RNA of Nakaseomyces glabratus, 2058 nucleotides long. It is a transcript of the gene TEL2, whose product is annotated as Tel2p. Gene Ontology annotation, cellular component: cytosol. Gene Ontology annotation, molecular function: Hsp90 protein binding; telomeric repeat DNA binding. Gene Ontology annotation, biological process: protein stabilization; telomere maintenance via telomerase. The record is from RefSeq and is a predicted model, not a curated record. Lineage: Eukaryota; Fungi; Ascomycota; Saccharomycetes; Saccharomycetales; Saccharomycetaceae.
AUGGGUAAUGGAUUAGAAGAGUACAAGAAACUUACUACCCAACUAGAAGUGGAUGAGCUGGUUACCACACUGGAUACUGUCUUUCAGGAGAAGGACAGUUUGACAAAUAUAGAUGUGAUCCUCACAGUUAUCAAGUAUGUUGUUUCACACCAUCAAGUAAUGCCUAAAUCUGUUAUCCUGAAGUUGAAUUGGUUUUUUGCACAUUCAUUAAUUGGCUUUUCACAAUUAAUAAAGUUUGGAUCGGACAUUGAUGCUAAGCAAAGCGAGCAGUUGAUAUAUAUUGAAUAUGUGACACAAUUCUUAAAGUCUUCUACCACUUAUUUACAGAAUUAUUUGAUCGAAUGUACGGAGAAUAGAACUAAGGAGUUGAUAUUAAAAAGAACUUUCACAGGAAGUACUGUCUUCAAUUUUGUUAAAGGGAAACUAAACCCAUUGGAAUACAUUGAACUGCUGAAUAACCAAUUAGUCUUUGCACUUGAUAAAUUGGAUUCAAGAUCUGGUGAUUUUCAUAAAUAUUUGGGCAAUCAUAUUGCAUCACUUUGCGACUUUCAUAAUAUUUUUGCGCCUGAUGUAAUACUAUCUAAGACGUUCCUUAUAAAGCAAGAACGAUUAGAAACUCUUUCUCUAUUUAUGAAAAAGACAUCAGAAUAUACCAGGUAUAAAAUAGGGAUAAAGUAUCUUCUCCCAUAUCUUGACAAGGUAUGUUCGGAUACCAAUGCACAAUUGGUACAUCAUAUAUUAGGUACUCUAGGAAUCGGUAAACUAAUACUGGUACAAGACAUAUUUAGGCUGAAUAGUUUUACCUUACAGAAAACUAUACUUGCGAUCCUAGAUUCAAAGAAAAUAGAUUCCGUUAUGGAUUUUUUGCUGAUGAAAUUUCAUAGUAUUGAAUAUGAAUCUGAUAACAAUACUUGCCAGUUGAUUGUAACAAUUCUAAAGAACCAUCUAAAUGACUCUGGUAAAAUAAAAGUGUGUCAUUCUGAUCAGUUUCUAAAUGCUAUAACGAAGAGACUGAGUGAUCAAGAUAAAAUAAUCCGGGAAAGAUCAAUGUACAUUGCAAAAAUAGCCAGUAAUCAUAAAAUUGACUAUGAAUCUGAUUUUACUAUUGAUAUCGGAAAAUCUAUAGCUCAUGAAAACUAUGAAGUUCCAGAAUCAGAUUGGUCUCUCAUAUUGAAUUCAGUUAAUUCCAAUGUCAAUACUAAUUCUUCAGAUACGAAUAUAUCUACCAGCACACAUGCCUUAGAGGCAUUGAAUCUUGAUGAUAGUGAUGAUGAAGAAGAUGAGGAAGGGGAUCAACUAAAAUAUGUUUUCUUGAAGGAUCUCACUGCAGCCUUAGAAAACAAAUCUCAAAGAGGAUUAACAAAUAUACUGAAGAACACUGUAAAAUUAGUUAGACAGAAAAAAUUGUUCCGCUCAGAAGUUGCAUAUUAUGCAGGUGCAAUGAUUAGAAAUAUAGUGAUUCUAAACAAUGACUUGGAUGAGAAGCAAUUUGAGGAGUUAAGAGUUAAUGCACUUGUCAGUAUUCUUGUAGUGGUCCCAGAGAAAAUCGACGAAUUGUUGAAGAUGUUAUUUACAGCUGAACUUUCAUUGCAACAGCGGUUAUCUUUGUUACUAUCUGUGUCAAUGUCUGCGCGGGAGUUACGUGGGUACGAUGAUAAGCAGAUACUAAAGCCACAGUUUGAUUUUCCUACAUCUAUGCUGCCUUGGGACCGGAGACAAGAAAAUAAUCGUAUUGAAGAGAUUGAUGACAAUGGUUCAGAUAACACAAGCGGGGGUAAAGUGCUAUGGAAGUCCAGUAAACUGACUAAAAAUACCGAAGAAAUCAAUAACAGGUUCCGUGAAUACGCAUCCAAAUUUUUCUAUCCAUUAGCCAACGGAUGGCUGAAUGGAAUUGAUCUCGGUACCUUCGACAAAUUGUUCAAAACUUAUUACUUGAGCACAUUGAAAACUGUAUAUAAUUGUGCAUAUCUAGUGCACGACUUCGAAGACAUGACCACCACAAUGGAUACAAUACUGCAAGAUGCUGUCAACAAUAAUAUCCCCUUAGAAUUGCAAUAA